Molecule: messenger RNA, 483 nt
Organism: Phytophthora sojae
Lineage: Eukaryota; Oomycota; Peronosporomycetes; Peronosporales; Peronosporaceae
Product: putative yippee-like protein
Exons: 3
Coding region: 1-483 (160 amino acids)
Source: RefSeq, a predicted model, not a curated record
AUGCCGCCUCUCGUGGUGAUCCGCAGCGGAUGCAAGCACGUCGAGUACCUCGAGAACCGCAGCGCCUGGCGCCGUGCACCGCGGCUGGACCUUCCCAGCGACAGCGACGGCGACAGCAGGGCCUUCGGGUUCUCGCGUGAACUCUGCGACAUGGAGGGCAUGCACGCCUUCCGCUGCGCUGACUGCGGCAACGUGGUGGCCGACCGCGAUGACGUCGUGUCCAAGACGUUCUUUGGUCGCACUGGGAAGGCCUUCCUCAUGAACAACAUGUACAACGUCCGAGUUGGCCCAGCGAGAAACCGCUACCUCAUGACGGGGAUGCACACGAUAUCGGACGUGCAAUGCAGCAAGUGUGACUUCGUGUUGGGCUGGAAAUAUAUCAAAGCGAUGGAGAGCUCCCAAAAGUACAAGGAAGGCAAGUUCAUCAUGGAGCGCGCAGUCGUCCAAGAUGACUCGGAAGAGCAGGCGUGGAACCGGCUGUAA